This is a messenger RNA of Chenopodium quinoa (quinoa), 678 nucleotides long. Its product is annotated as glutathione S-transferase T3-like. The transcript has a single exon. The record is from RefSeq and is a predicted model, not a curated record. Lineage: Eukaryota; Viridiplantae; Streptophyta; Magnoliopsida; Caryophyllales; Amaranthaceae. The coding region runs from base 1 to 678 and encodes 225 amino acids.
AUGCGAAUCUCUGAAGCCGUGUUAAAGUGGUGCGGAAGCUAUGAUAAGGCCCGGAAGCGAAAGGGAAGUGGCUAUAACGAAGAUGAUGUUAUCCAAGAGGCCCACAAAAUCCAUGAGAACUCGUUCGGACAAUUCACCUUCUAUGAGGAAUGGAUCCAACUAAGGAAGUGUGACAAAUUCCGGUCUUUCUUGGACCAACAAACAUUCAAGCCAUCGGUGGGACGUCCACAUUCAACUCCACUAACGGAUGAGUCUGUAGGGAGCGGAAGUAGUGGGAAGAGGACACGGGAUGAGGGUGACAAUUCCUCACCUACCACACCAACCAGCGUGGGUAUCGGUGAUGAGAGAGUAGCUCGUGCUGAAGGUAUUAAAAAGGCUAAGUCGAGGUUGAAGGGUAAAGCUCCAUCAAGUCAAGCAUUUAAGGAAUUAGAAACAUUCAACACUCGAUUGCAGCUUUUUGGGGAGUCGAUGAAUGUGUCAAACGAAGCAGAAAUGAAGAGACUUGAAAUACAAGAGCGCAAGGAGGCAAGGAAACAACGGAAAAUUGAGCUAGAGCAAUAUAGGAUCAACUGGGAGCAACUAUCUCGUCUAGAACAGAAAGUAAACCGAGAACAAUGGGAAGACGAAAUGAUAGUAAUACUUCGGAACAAUAUUCAACGUUUCAAUAAUGAUGCUUAG